AUGGAUGAUGAAGUGCUACCCAUUGUGAUUGACAAUGGCAGUGGACUGUGCAAAGCCGGCUUUGCAGGUGACGAUUUUCCACGGGCCGUUGUCCCAUCGAUCGUGGGCCGGCCAAAGCCUGGAAGCACCGACAUGGACCCGGACAGCGACAGCUAUGUUGGAAAAGAAGCGCUGAAGAGGCAGCGUGCGCUGAACUUGAACCACCCCAUCCGCGAUGGCAUUGUGACCAAGUGGGCUGACAUGGAGAAGAUUUGGAGUCACAUCUUCUACAAUGAGCUUCGAGUGGCUCCUGAAGAACAUCCAGUCUUACUAACUGAAGCAGCUCUGAACCCAAGGGCCAAUCGCGAGAGGAUGACCCAGAUGAUGUUUGAGACCUUCAACGUGGCAGCCGUCUAUGUCAUCAGCCAGGCUGCCUUGGUGUUGUAUUCCUCGGGCCGACUCACCGGCGUGGUGAUGAACAGCGGCGAAACCCUCAGUGAAGCCGUGCCGGUCUACGAGGGCUAUCCGGUGCCACAUGCCAUCACAGCUUCGCCCGUGGGAGGGCGCGACCUCACGGAGUACAUGAUGAAGCUCCUGAACGAGCGCGGCUGGUCCUAUGGCGAUUUCGAGCUCGUGGGGGACGUCAAGGAGCAUCUUUGCUACAUUGCCCUGAACUUUGCCGAGGAGAUGGAAUGUGCGGCUGAAAGUUCCGAGCUUGAGAAGACCUAUGAAUUUGAGGACGGCGUCGUCACGGUGGGUGAUGAGCGCUUUCGCUGUCCCGAAGCCUUGUUCGAACCAGCGCGGAUGGGCAAGGAGGGCAGCGGCAUCCAUGACAUUACCUUCCAAUCUAUCAUGAAAUGCGAUGAGGCAAUCCGACGGGACUUGUUUACAUCUGUGGCACUAUCGGGUGGCACCAGCAUGUUCCCAGGCAUUCAGGCGCGCAUGAGCAAGGAGUUGGCUGCCUUGGCGCCUGUCGUGGACAUCAAGGUACUGGCUCCUUCGGAACGGAAGUACGCUGCCUGGAUGGGUGGCUCCAUCAUGUGCACCUUGUCAUCGUUUGAGGAGAUGUGGAUCUCGCAAAGCGCGUACGAUGAGUCUGGUCCUGCCGUGGUCCAUGAGAAGUGCUACGGAGCAUCGGAAUCCUAA
Molecule: messenger RNA, 1125 nt
Organism: Symbiodinium natans
Lineage: Eukaryota; Dinophyceae; Suessiales; Symbiodiniaceae
Source: the annotation of a GenBank genome assembly